Messenger RNA from Megalobrama amblycephala (Wuchang bream), 1064 nucleotides. Its product is annotated as fish-egg lectin-like. The coding region runs from base 123 to 908 and encodes 261 amino acids. The record is from RefSeq and is a predicted model, not a curated record. The transcript has 6 exons. Lineage: Eukaryota; Metazoa; Chordata; Actinopteri; Cypriniformes; Xenocyprididae.
UCCCUUAUUAGGAAACAAAUUUGGGCUAUAUAAAUGAUCUAUCAACAGCAUUUGCAAACAUUGGAUGCAAGUUUCUAGUACCUGUAUCUCAGAAGAGGACACUGACUGCUGAAUUCUGAUCUAUGAAGAGAAGAGCAAUGAAGCUGUAUCAUAGCAUCCUGCUACUCUUCAGCUGCCAGGUCAUUCACACUCUGGCUUUAAACUGUGAAAUGAUUUGUGGCACCCUGAAGCAGAUAGACGCUGGGGCAGGCUCAGUGGUUGGAGUGAACGAUCAAAAUGAAGUCUUCGUCCUGAAUAAUAACGUCUUCACAAAGGUCUUUACAUCUCUAAAACACUUCAGUGUUGGUCCUGCUGGUCAGUUUGGGGUGGAUACAGCAAACAACAUCUUCAAGGUGCGGGGUGGCAGCCUUGUGCAGAUUGAAGGCCUUCUCAAACAGGUGGAUGCUGGAGGAGAUCAGAAUGUUGCAGGUGUCAAUAUGUAUGAUGACAUAUUUUGUUUAAAUAUGGAUGCUAACAACAAAUUGCCAUCCAACUCUGUUCCUUGGAUUAAACUUGGUGGAAAGCUGAAGUAUUACAGCUGUGGCCCGUACAGCUGUUGGGGAGUGAACAGCGUUGACGAAAUCUGGAUCAUGAAGGGUGUGUCUGGUAAUGCCUGUUCUGGGCCCAGCCCCUUUGUGAUUAUUUCUGGACGUCUGUCCAUGAUUGAAGUAGCAACUGAUGGCAGUGUCUUUGGUGUCAAUGCUCAAGGGGCCUUAUUCCAAAGAACUGGCGCCUCUCAGUCCAACCCCGCUGGCACAGACUGGUUAUCGAUUGUUGCCUGUCCCAAUGGCCACAAGCAUGUGAGCUUUGACCUGGGAUUGCUGUGGGUCGUCUGUGUUGAUGGCUCCAUCCGCAGGUGUACUUUAUAGUCUGUCAAGCAUCACUGCAGGAACAGAGGAGCUCAAUCAUUAACAUAAAUCUCAGAUAUUAUUAACAGAAAACUAUAAAAGCUUGAUUAAUCUUAAUCUUUCUUUUCUUCUAUUUUUCUUGCUGCUGAAUCAAUAAAGCACUAUGAUAGCAUCUUA